Molecule: messenger RNA, 1560 nt
Organism: Colletotrichum higginsianum IMI 349063
Lineage: Eukaryota; Fungi; Ascomycota; Sordariomycetes; Glomerellales; Glomerellaceae
Product: Wsc domain-containing protein
Exons: 1
Coding region: 1-1560 (519 amino acids)
Source: RefSeq, a predicted model, not a curated record
AUGCGCAGCAUCGCAGUCAUCGCCCUCAUGGGCCAGGUCGUCCUCGGCCAGCAGUUCACCAACUCGUCGACCUCGUCCACCACGUCCUCGACCACGCUAUCGACCCUCUCGACCUCGCGGACCUCCACCACGACGACGACAACGACCUUGAUCACCACCACGGACUCGAUCACCGAUGACGGCGGGUUGACCUUCCCCCCUGAAACCACGACGACGGAUACGACCGGGACGUCGACGACCGUGACGACUACCUCCACCAGCAGCUCGGCCUCGUCCACCUCCACGGUCUCUCCCAACCCGGCCAACUUCGGCGGCUUCACCCUCCUCGGCUGCUACGGUUCCCCUACCAGCUUCCCGGGCUUCACCCUGGCCCUGUCGGCAGAGUCCAUGACGAUCGACCGCUGCAUCACCACCUGCAACCCCACCGGUAGACGCUACGCCGCUCUCUUCGGCAGCGACUGCUUCUGCGGUGAUUCCAUCGACGACAUCAACGAGCCCCUCAGGCCCGAGGCGGAGUGCAACUUCCCUUGCCCCGGCAACCCCAGACAGCGCUGCGGUGGACGCUCCACUGCUCUCCUCAGGAACAAGCGCCAGAUCCUCCCGACCGACGUCCGCUUCACCAUCUACGUCCGCGUUGGCGGUGUUAUCUCCGUGUCCGGAACCGUCACCGUUACCGUAUCCACCGGUACCAACGGCGUCAUCGGAACUGCCACCUCUACCGCUACCCCCUCCCCCAACCCUUGCUUCAACGGCAAGUGCUUCGGCGUGCCGUGCUUCGGUCUGGACUGCUACAAGAAGUUUGUCGCCUACGGUGACUUCUGCGGCUACGACUUCCCUUGCUUCGGCCCCGACUGCAGGAAGCGCCUGGUGUGGGAGCACGGUGUCUGGCGCCCGGAUGCAUGCAACGGAUGGGACUGUGGCCGCAAGUUCAAGUGCAUCUCUGGCAAGUGCAAGGUCGUUGUCAAAGGCUCCGACUGGGACAAGGAGAAGAUCAUCUGCUACGGCAACAUCUGCAAGGUCCAGAAGUGCGAGGGUGAUGAGUGCAACAAGAAGUACGUCUGCAAGGACAAGUCUUGCGUUUUCGAGACCUGCCCCAAGGAGGAUGGCAACAAGAAGUGGGAGUGCGAGAGCGACAAGUGCAAGAUCGUCAAGCCCUGCGAGGACGACUGCCCCGAGCCCGCCCCACCUGGUCCUCUCCCUACCAUUGGCACCGCCUUGUCCAUCACCCGCACCCGCACCCGCGACAUCGAUAUCACCGUCCGCCCCGAGCCCACCUCUACCGACGAGGAUUCCGGCCGCCCCGGUCCUGAGAUCCAGCCUACCGACGAGCCUGCGAUCCAGCCUACCGACGAGCCCGUCGCCAGUAUCCUGCCCAUCCCUACCGACGAGCCUGAGAUCCAGCCUACCGAAGGGGCUCCCGGACCCGACGGUCCGGCCCCUACCGCCACCAGCACCGAGGGGACCCAGCCUUCCGUCGUUGUCGUCGCUGGAUCCAACAAGUUUGUCGCCAGCUUCGGUGCUCUCGCCUUCAGCGUCAUCGCCGCUGCCAUCCUCUUGUAA